AGACGAUGGAGGACAUCGAUAAGAACGGCGACGGCUUCAUCGACCUGGAGGAGUACAUCGGUGAGCCCAGCCCCGAGCCCGGCGUCUCAGACCAGAUCCCAGACCAGAUCCCAGCAUCCCAGACCAGAUCCCGGCAUCCCAGACCAGAUCCCAGUAUCCCAAAGCAGAUCCCAAUAUCCCAAAGCAGAUCCCGGCAUCCCAAAGCAGAUCUCGGCAUCCCACAGCAGAUCCCAAUAUUCCAAACCAGAUCCCAAACCAGAUCCUGGCAUCCCAGACCAGAUCCCAAAGCAGAUCCCAAUGUCCCAAAGCAGAUUCCGGCAUCCCAAAGCAGAUCCCAAACCAGAUCCUGGCAUCCCAACAAAACCAGAUCCCAAAGCCGAUUCCAAUGUCCCAAACCAGAUGCCAAACCAGAUCCUGGCAUCCUAAACCAGAUUGCAAAGCAGAUUCCCAUGUCCCAGACCAGAUCCUGGCAUCCCAAAGCAGAUCCCAAAACAGAUCCUGGCAUCCUAAACCAGAUCUCAAAGCAGAUUGCAAUGUCCCAAGCCAGAUACCAGCAUUCCAAACCAGAUCCCAAACCACAUCCCAGCAUCCCAAACCAGAUCGCAAAGCAGAUUCCAAUGUCCCAGACCAGAUCCUGGCAUCCCAAAGCAGAUCCCAAAGCAGAUCCCAAUGUCCCAAACCAGAUCCCGGCAUCCCAAAGCAGAUCCAAAACCAGAUCCUGGCAUCCCAAUAAAACCAGAUCCCAAAGCAGAUUCCAGUGUCCCAAAGCAGAUCCCAAAGCAGAUCCCGGCAUCCCAAACCAGAUCCCAAAGCAGAUUCCCAUGUCCCAGACCAGAUCCUGGCAUCCCAAAGCAGAUCCCAAAGCAGAUCCCAAUAUCCCAAAGCAGAUCCCGGCAUCCCACACCAGAUCCCAAAGCAGAUUCCAAUGUCCCAGACCAGAUCCUGGCAUCCCAAAGCAGAUUGCAAACCAGAUCCUGGAUCCCAAAGCAGAUCCUGGCGUUCCAAACCAGAUCCCAGACCAGAUCCUGGCAUCCCAAAGCAGAUCCCAAAGCAGAUCCCAAUGUGCCAAGCCAGAUCCUGGAUCCCAAAGCAGAUCCUGGCGCCCCAUACCGUAUCCCAGCUUCCCAGACCAGAUCCCGUUAUCCCAAACCAGAGCUCCAUAUCCCAACCCAGGAUCCCAAAUCCCCCCAGGAUCCUGUGAUUCCAAACCAGAGUCCCAGAUUCACCCAGGAUCCCGUUACCCCAAAACCAAACCCCAUACUGCCCUGGGAUCCGGUUAUCCCAACCCAGGAUCCCAUUACUCCAAAGCAGAGCUUCAUAUCCCCCUGGGAUCCCAUGACCCCAAUCUGGGAUCCCAUUAUCCCAAACCACAGUCCCAUAUCCCCCUGGGAUCCCAUCAGCCCAGCUCGUGAUCCCAUAGCCCCAAAGCUCAGCCCCAUGUCCCCACGGGAUCCAAUGACCCCAACCCAGGAUCCUGUUGCCUGAACCCAGGAUCCCAUUAUCCCAAAACAGAACCCCAUAUCCCCCCGAUGAUCCCAUAACCCCAAAGCAGAGCCCCAUACCCCCCCCA
Molecule: messenger RNA, 1570 nt
Organism: Lagopus leucura (white-tailed ptarmigan)
Lineage: Eukaryota; Metazoa; Chordata; Aves; Galliformes; Phasianidae
Product: pollen-specific leucine-rich repeat extensin-like protein 1
Exons: 3
Coding region: 6-1412 (468 amino acids)
Molecular function (GO): calcium ion binding
Source: RefSeq, a predicted model, not a curated record